Trematosphaeria pertusa is the source of this 1190-nucleotide messenger RNA. Its product is annotated as NAD(P)-binding protein. Gene Ontology annotation, cellular component: intracellular anatomical structure. Gene Ontology annotation, molecular function: oxidoreductase activity, acting on NAD(P)H, oxygen as acceptor. The record is from RefSeq and is a predicted model, not a curated record. The transcript has 4 exons. Bases 259 to 1119 code for a protein of 286 amino acids. Lineage: Eukaryota; Fungi; Ascomycota; Dothideomycetes; Pleosporales; Trematosphaeriaceae.
CCGUCCGGUUGUCUUCACAUGUGGAGCAAUGGAUCAGCUCAGCGUCAGGAUGAGGGACAUGGACGCAAAAGAAAUGUUUCGAGGUCACGAGGUUUUGAGCCGCCCUAUGCGCUGUUUCGCAGCCUUGUCGGGGUCAGACCGAUCCCCGCCAACCCUCAGGUCAUACGCGAGUUGGAUUUUUGUAGCGUUGCUCGAUAAUGGCGGUUUAGAGCUGCUUCUUUAUAGCUUCUCACCGGCCUGUUGCAUUCUGCUUCGACAAUGGCACGAGUGCCUGAGAUGAAAUGGUGCCCACAUGGCAGUCCAGCCUUGCCUACACUAGAGGAAUCUACACUGCACAAGGGUGUCGAAACGCGCUUCUCGUUGAAGGGGAAAAACGCGUUGGUGACAGGCGGUGCCCGAGGCCUGGGCUUGACAAUCGGGCAUGGCUUCCUCGAACACGGAUUGAGCAAGCUAGCCCUCUUCGAUCUAGACGAAGAUGUUGGUAGCAAAGCAGCUGCAGACCUUUGCUCCAUGUUCCCGCACGCAGGGGUCGAUUUCCGAAGAGUCGAUGUGACGGAUGCGGUAGCUCUCACUGCUGCCGUCGAAGAGAUUGCAGAGACAUUUAACGGAAUCCAUGUUUUAGCUACCUUCGCAGGCAUCGUGAACUCAGUUAGCGCGACGGAAUAUACUCCGGAAGGGUUCAGGAAGAUCGUCGACGUCAAUACCAUUGGCACGUUCUUGACAGCUCAGGUAGUGGGAAAACAGAUGAUCGAGCGCAAAACGGGUGGCUCUAUCAUUCUGACUGCCUCCAUGGCGGGCCACAUCGUGAACUACCCUCAAGUCCACGUCGCAUACGGCACUUCCAAGGCCGCUGUCCUUCAUAUGGCAAGAUGCCUGGCAGCAGAGUGGGCGAUAUAUGGGAUUCGAGUUAAUUCGCUCUCCCCAGGAUACAUGGAUACGAGGCUGAAUGCCUCCGAGGAUUUGGUGGAUGUACUGCCUACGUGGUACGAAAGAACGCCUAUGGGCCGGAUGGGGGACAAAGAGGAGCUAAUUGGCCCGGUCGUUAUGAUGGCGAGCGCAGCAGGAAGCUUCAUGACUGGUUCUGACAUCAAAGUUGAUGGCGGCUAUACCCUGACUUAGAAUAGUCGAAGGCUCAAAAAGAAAGUAGCCGAACCUCAAUGUAUGGGAGCAAUCCAAUCCUUUCCGCUCAA